GAACACGCGCAUGCGCAUACGUUAUUCGGCACUGUCGUGCAAAUCCUUCUUGCACUCAAACAUGGCGGCCCACUUGUGGCUUCGUGCGGAGUGUAAACCCCUGGAAAGACGUGCUCAUUUGACGCCUGAGAAGUGCAAAGAGCUCGUGGAUGCAGGUUUUAAGGUGACAGUAGAGAGCUCAGACCAGAGGAUUUUUAAAAACGAAGAGUAUGCUAGUAUUGCAGGAGUUGAAGUCCUUGCACCAGGGAUCACAUGGGAGAAGGCAGCCCCCAAAGACGCGAUUAUCCUUGGACUAAAGAACCUUCCAUAUGACGACACCUCCCCUAUCUCACAACACCAUGUGUUCUUCGCUCAUGCGUACAAGGACCAGCCUGGUGCCAAGGAGGUGAUUGGGCGAUUUACUAGAGGAGGCGGGGCCAUCCUAGAUAUUGAGUACAUGCUCAAUGAAGAAGGAAGGCGUGAAGUAGCAGAGUUCUCUCCCAUCGCUGGCCAAGUUGGUAUGGCCCUCGGCAUUGCAGGCUGGUGUCAUCAGCAGUUGGGUGAGAGAAUGCCAAGUGUCAGUCCCUACGACAGCGAGGCUCUGCUUGUCCAACAUGUGCAGUCGUUGCUGAAGAGACUGGCAAAACAGAAAGGGGUAGCAGAAGUCUAUCCUACAAUAAUUGUACUUGGUGCCUUGGGACGGUGUGGUAAAGGCUCCCUUGACAUGGCCAAGAAAAUUGGAAUACCCAAAUCACACAUAGCAGAGUGGGACCUGGAGGAGACAAAGGCAGGCGGCCCGUUCAAAGAAAUCCUUAACUAUGACAUCUUUGUGAACGAUAUUUUCCUGCUUUCUAAAAUCCCACCCUUUUUGACAAAAGACAUGCUAGACACAGAUGACAGGAAAUUGACCAUGGUAGUUGAUGUCAGUUGUGACAUAGGAAACCCCAACAACCCUGUUCCUUUCAUUGAGAAUGCUACCACACCCACCAAACCUGUGGAUGUUCUGCCACUAAGCAAGUGCAGCAAGCCAUUGGAGCUGAUGGCCAUUGAUUUCCUCCCCUCCAUGUUGCCCAGAGAAGCAAGCUUUAGGUUUGCAAACAAGAUGACUCCAUGUCUGAUGAAAAUAGCAAAGAUGGAUGAGGCCAUUUGCUGGAGUUCUGCUAAAAAGGCUUUCCAGGAUAAGGCAAAAGAGUUUGGUUUGAUUUAGAGAAAGGUUUUAGCAUGCAAAGGACUAUGGUCUAGGAUAAAGUAUCAGUAAGAUAACAAUCAGUAAGGUCAGUAAGAUAAAAAUAGAUAUUAUAAUUAACAGUAGCAUAAUGGAGUAAAUUAUAAACAGUGCAGUAAAAGUAUCAGUAGGUAGAGAAUUUACAAAGGUAAUGAAAUAUAAAGAAAAGCUGUGUCUGCUCACCUUAAUAAAAAAACAAGGGAUGGCUGAUGGAAUGUUCUAGUAGUAGCCAUGAUGAAGAUGAUGAAGUGUGAAAAAUAUGAAUAAAAGAUAAAAAAUGGUCA
This is a messenger RNA of Nematostella vectensis (starlet sea anemone), 1488 nucleotides long. Its product is annotated as saccharopine dehydrogenase [NAD(+), L-lysine-forming]. The transcript has 11 exons. The record is from RefSeq and is a predicted model, not a curated record. The coding region runs from base 11 to 1186 and encodes 391 amino acids. Lineage: Eukaryota; Metazoa; Cnidaria; Anthozoa; Actiniaria; Edwardsiidae. Gene Ontology annotation, cellular component: cytoplasm. Gene Ontology annotation, molecular function: saccharopine dehydrogenase (NAD+, L-lysine-forming) activity.